Molecule: messenger RNA, 736 nt
Organism: Guillardia theta CCMP2712
Lineage: Eukaryota; Cryptophyceae; Pyrenomonadales; Geminigeraceae
Exons: 1
Cellular component (GO): nucleolus
Molecular function (GO): GTP binding
Source: RefSeq, a predicted model, not a curated record
AGAACAGUUUGAAAGACUUCCAGCUGAAACAGGAAGAUCAAAUAUCCAAUGGCAAGAAAUGUGAUAUUGAAAACACCCGCCGCGCAUACUACCGUGAAUUGAACAAGAUAGUGGAAAUGGCAGAUGUGAUUCUUGAAGUUUUAGACGCUCGUGAUCCCCUUGGAUGCCGUCCUAUGGAGGUUGAAAAGUAUAUCCAGCAGAAAGAUCCAAACAAGAGGAUUGUCUUGGUCCUCAACAAAAUUGACCUGGUCCCCAAAGAAAAAGUUGCAGCAUGGUUGAAAUAUCUGCGACGGGAACUGCCUGCUGUUGCCAUGAAGUGCUCAACUCAGAGCCAGCGAUCAAAUCUGGGGAGAGGAAAGGCUUCUCUUGCCACAGCAAACAAUGACCAGCUGGGAGGAAGCGAAUGCAUCGGUGGGGAGCAGCUCCUCCAGCUCUUGAAGAACUACUCUCGGAACAGCAACUUGAAGAUGUCGAUCACUGUUGGCGUUGUCGGUUACCCCAACGUAGGCAAGAGCAGUCUGAUCAAUUCCUUGGUUCGAACGAGGGCUGUCGAGACUGGAGCUCAAGCCGGGAUCACCAAAGUUGCACAGGAGGUACACCUUGACAAGAAGGUCAAACUCCUUGACUGCCCUGGAAUUGUCUUUGCUAAGGAUGAGUCUGACGUUGCUGUGAUUCUUCGUAACUGUGUGAAGCUGGAUGCUGUGGUUGAUCCGAUUCCUGCCGUCCAAGAGAUUGU